AUCGGUUUAUUCGUGGAUUCACGGGACUUGAUUGGGUUCAUCAGGGCCACAAAUCCCAAACAUCAACAUUUCCAAGAACUUGGUCGAAAUUCUGUUGAAGACGACUAUCUUUAGAAGGCCCAUGGUGCAAAGCCGUCUCGAACCAGGCUUUGCCUUAGCCACUAGUGUAGCUUGCGAGAGAAACACCUUGAGCUUUGGGGUCAAGAGACUUUGAUCCACAAGACGAUGAGGUCUCCCGAGCAUAUCCACAACUCCACAAUCACAACUUCGGUAUCGAUAAGAGUAACACCUGUUGACGACUUUUUGGUGUCGUGGAGUGUCCUGUGGGGCUGUUUUGUUCUGACGUCUAUUGUGGCUGCAUAUCAAGUUUGGGCGGAUCACAAGAUAACAUCCAAUCGGCAAGAUGACAUUGAAAAUGGCCGCGGAGGAAUGAGCGGGGACGAAGGAGUCAGCACUGCAGAUGUGACAAGAUCCAUGUUCCGAAGGUGGCUCUUUCUGGCAAUGCUAGCUAGAGUCAUCCUGAUGCCGGUUCAAAUAUGGGCAAAUCCUCUUGUGUGGCAAUUUGUGUCAGACACACUCCCGGAAAUGAUCUUUGCCUCGGCUUGGACUUUGUUGGUGAGCUUCUUUGUUCAGCUGGUCGGGGUAGCAUCUGGAAGCGGAACCAGUACAAGCCCUGGCACUGUCAUCCAGAUCACAGCCUACAUUGUUUAUCUCUUGCUGGUUGGCCUUUUCUUUGUCAACAACGUGGCAUCGGUGCUUCUGUAUGCCCUCUUGUGCUGCAUUUAUGCUGCACUCUUUGGAACCUGCGUUUACUUUUGUCCGCGACUAUUGAUACUGCUGAAACCCAGCUUGCAGCGGUACUCGGGAUUGGCAAUCCGGCUAGCUAUCUGCAGUUUCCUUUGCGUUGCGGUGUUUGUUUCCCAUACAAUCGGUUAUGCGGUGAACAUUGUGGCGCCCCCACGAAAGGUUUACUGGUGGUGGAACUAUGGCGCUUUAGAGUUGAUACCAUCUGCCCUUUUCCUGCUCUUGAUGCACCCCAAUCCAGGAGCACGAGCAUCAAGCGCCUCGACGCAACAACCAUCCAACAAUGGAAACAAGGCCACAACCACUAGCGGCGCAGGUUUUCGACGAAUACCCUCAUCUGCAGGGUCUGCUCGGAGAUCCGGGGAGACGACGCCACUGUAUUCUCAAUCUCCUGCCUACGGGAGUGCAGUCGCUGACGCAGCAUCAUGAGCUUUCCUUUCUGCUACUGCCACAGCGCUGUUUUCGAUAACGGUGCAAGGGCUUCGCGGGCAGAGUGACCGGCAUCAUCAACUGCUCGUGUUGCCUGGGUCGACAUCAAGAAUGUUCAAAGCCAUGAAUCAAUCGAAUCUUUUAGGGAUCUAUUUGCUAUUUAUACAAGAUUGUACAAACGUUGCCAUGAGUAUCUAGCCACUGCAGCAAGCGAAGAAGGAGCAGAACUUUAUGAGGUGCUUGUACACCUUUCACGUGAAUAGUUGCAGCGUUGCAGCGGUAAUUGAUUGAAUCAUUCUGCUUCACUAUCGUACCCAACCCUGGCCAUGCAAUCUCCUACAUGGUGGCUCGCUAGUAGUAGGAACAGCUCGUGGCCUGCUCGAGCAGCCAUGCUGCAAGGCUACUAGCUAAUAGAGGUGGAUGCAUUCAGAUGCAGCCCAAACGUUCUCGGUGAUGUCGCUAACCCGAGUUCUGAAAUACGAACGUUUUACACCGGGUCAAGUCGAAACAUUGAGUGCCUAGCCAUGACAAUCUUUUUUUGCUUUUUCUAGCUAGGCAUACAUUUUCUAUAUGAUUCAAUCAACAAAGAUUUUGCUAAUUUCUCCCUGCCAGCCAUUUAGCCGACGGGUUUCGUUUAGAUUACAAUUUCGCAUAGCUUGAUCAGCUGUUGUGCUGUGUACCAGCAGUAUGAAGCUGGCUAGAUGGUUGCUAGCGGUACAGUAGCUCUUGACCAUGACUGGUACAGUCGUACCGUACGGUACCAAUUACUACGGUAACGGUACGGGACCGGGCGGUCCCGAGACAACCAAAGCGAAACAAUGGAAUUUCCAGCUCAACUGUCUUUUACUGUCAGUAAACUGCCCUCUUCUGUUUUUGAAGAUUCUGGGUGACAUCAGCU
Seminavis robusta is the source of this 2131-nucleotide messenger RNA. NCBI's taxonomy places the organism in Eukaryota, Bacillariophyta, Bacillariophyceae, Naviculales, Naviculaceae. The record is from the annotation of a GenBank genome assembly.